AUGGAGUCCGACGAGAACACGCGCCCCCCAUCACAGCUAAUUGCUGGCUUUGGUUCACCUUCCACCCCAACCGGUCCAGCGGGCUCACGACGAAGUGUGCUGCAACAUUCGAUUCGCUCCGUACACCCGCCCCCGCCUUCGCAACCAUCACAUGAUGUGGAAAAGGACGAAUUGCGCGUGCAAGUUAGCACCCUCCGAUAUGAGUUGGAAAACAUUAGACAGGAACGAGACUUGCAGACUCUCCGCUUUGAGAAGGAGUCGCGGGAUCUGCAGUUGAAAGCAGAUGGUGAUUUCAAGAAGGCACAGGCUGCAGAAUCUGCCAGCAAUCGUGCCGCCCAUAAAGUCGAGACUAUGACGAAGGAAUUGAAAGAUACACAGGAGCAAGCUUUGACUGAUAAGGCGGCCCUGGAGCGAAAGAUCAGAAACCUUCAAGACGAAAAGCAAAUGACCCAAGAAGAGCUCACCGAAACCCAAGCCCAGACCUCGGACCAGGAGCGACAAUUCAAAUACCAGAUCAGCGAAUUGGAAACAGUCCGUGCUUCUCUGCAGAAAACAAUCGAGGAACUGCAAAAUGAUUUUCAUGAGGCUCAUGCCUCCCAGCAAGCAACUCAAGAACGAUUAACGCAGCGAGAGGCGGAAGUGGCAAACCUUGAAUCCGAGAAUAUACGCCUGAAGGCAGAAGGAAGCGACGGAGAGGCCCUUGUGGUGCUCAAGAGGGAGCUUACUGAACAAGUCACUCACCUUCGUGAACUCGAAUCAACAAAUCGAGACCAAAGGGCUGAGUUACAACAUUUGCGCAAAGUCCAGAAGAACGUGCAAGUGGUCGAGGAGCAGAAGAGAUCCCUCGAGAAUCAGCUGCAGUUUAUGAAAGGCUUGGAAACAGAAAUUGACACGCUUCAGAUUCAAAAGCAAGUUUUGGAAGAUGAGCGUCAAUCAUGGGCUAGCCUCCUGGAGGAAAAUGAUCAACCUGCAGAAUUUGACUCACCUGAGGCUGUUGUAAAAGCUCUCGUUGCGGAGCGAAUCGAAAAAGCGACCUUUCUUGAUCGUCUUGGCACUACGAAUGCGCAACAUUUGGAGAAAGACGAAGCAAUCAAAACCUUGGAGGACGAGAAGACCAAACUUCGACAAGAAUUGGAAGCUGCACGCGCGGCAGGAAGCACAUCAACAGCAGCCCCGGCAGGUGCAGAUGCUCGAGCUCGAGCUCGACUGGAAAGACAACGUGCUUUGGCAGUCAAGGAGGUUGAAUACCUUCGUGCUCAGCUUAAGACAUUUGACGAGGAAGAGACCACGAUGAAUGCCGAACAAAGCCAGUUUGAUGAGCAGAAAGCCGCACAGAUUUCUCAAUUACAACAGCUUGUCGACGAGUACCGCAAGGAGCUUCACAAAGUUCACGAAGAAUUGUCCAAGCGAGAAGCACCUCCCCAAGAGGAGGCCCAGCUACGGGGAACGAAGCGGCCCUUGUCGCCGGCCGAUAGUGAGGCCGAGAGUGAGCGACUUGCAGUUCUUACGCGGAAGAAUCGCAAACUGCAAGAGGCCCUUUCCAAAUCGGAACAGGCCACAGCCCUUGCUAAGAAAGAGUUGGAUGCUGCCAAAUCCCAACUUAAAUCACUCAAAGCCAAAUCGCGAACUCGAGUCCUGGAACUACGAGAGAAUCCCACCGCCGAAGCGGAAAAAAUCAAGAUGUCAACUCUGAGGACCCUCCAGUCGGAGAACCGGGACCUACACGCUCAAUUAGGAGGUGAUACCGGAUUGAAGGUUGUUCCUGUUAGCACACUCGAAAGUCUCAAACUUGAAAUCCAAGAAAGAGAGCGUGUCAUCGCCGAUAAGGAGAAGCUUGUCCGUCGUUUAAGAGAAAUCUACUCUGCCAAAGCAACUGAAUUUAGGGAGGCAGUUGCCUCUUUACUUGGCUACAAACUCGACAUCCUUCCUAAUGGCCGAGUACGUGUCACAUCCAUGUUUCACCUGUCUGCUGAAUAUCGACAUGGUGACGCUAAUGCCUCGUCCGAAUCCCGGGGCCCAGGUAGUAUGGGUAAUGGCGAAGAGAAUUCCAUCUUAUUUGAUGGUGAGAAUGGAUCGAUGAAGCUGUCGGGAGGAAACAACAGUCUCUUCGCUAUGGAGAUCAAACCUAUGUUGAAAUUCUGGGUGCAAGAAAGAAAAGAUAUCCCUUGCUUUCUCGCGGCUAUGACGUUGGACUUCUAUGAUAAGACGACUCGUGCUGCAAGGGUUUGA
Penicillium angulare is the source of this 2229-nucleotide messenger RNA. RefSeq names its product coiled-coil domain-containing protein MAD1. Gene Ontology annotation, cellular component: nuclear envelope; kinetochore; mitotic spindle. Bases 1 to 2229 code for a protein of 742 amino acids. The transcript has 3 exons. Gene Ontology annotation, biological process: mitotic spindle assembly checkpoint signaling; attachment of mitotic spindle microtubules to kinetochore. The record is from RefSeq and is a predicted model, not a curated record. Lineage: Eukaryota; Fungi; Ascomycota; Eurotiomycetes; Eurotiales; Aspergillaceae.